Messenger RNA from Sitodiplosis mosellana (orange wheat blossom midge), 2815 nucleotides. RefSeq names its product protein sel-1 homolog 1 (gene Hrd3). The record is from RefSeq and is a predicted model, not a curated record. Gene Ontology annotation, biological process: ERAD pathway. Gene Ontology annotation, cellular component: endoplasmic reticulum membrane. Lineage: Eukaryota; Metazoa; Arthropoda; Insecta; Diptera; Cecidomyiidae. Gene Ontology annotation, molecular function: protein binding. The coding region runs from base 437 to 2761 and encodes 774 amino acids. The transcript is spliced from 7 exons.
GGAAUACAGUCAACGAUGUUUUGAUGUGUUACAGUUGUGUUUAUAGUGUUAUUGUCAUGGUUGUGUGAAUCUUCGUCCGAUUGUUAUCUAACGUGCGAACUCUAAACGAGAGCAAAAACAACGAAAUGAAAAUGUUUUUGGUCGAUUAGAAUUAUAAUCACAGCUGAAUAUGUUCAGAACACAUGGUUGAAUGUUUCAAGCCGAUAACAUUGUACUAAUUAAAAAACCGUGCUUUGAAAAGGAGGUGAAAAAAAACAAAAAAAAGUCACGCAAACCAGAAAAAAAAGAAAAAUUAAUCGGUGUUUAUAUUUCAAACCAAUUUAAUGUGAGCCGGCCAUAUUUUUUCGCGAACCGAAAUUAAAAGUCAAAUCUAAUUUUCGGAAACGACAACGACAACAACAACAAAGCGACUCAAAUUAUCGUCAACAAGUCAAAAAUGCGAGCAAAGAUAAUUUUUGUGGUGCUUGCGUGUACGUUGUGCAUCGCAUCGGCCGAACUACAAGGACCACCAAGUGACAGUGGAGAUCUAAAAAAUAGUUUUAAGGAUAGAAAAUCGAAUUUGAUAGAUGAUGAAGACGGUAACAGUGAUAGUAAUCUUAACAAAAAUGGUGAACACGAUGACGACAAGACGUCAAUCGAUGCAAGCGAUGAGGAAAAUACGAUCGCAUCAUUGUUGGCGGAAGAAUUUUCGUAUCAGGGAUCGGCGAUAAAAAUUAUCAAAGCGCCGGACUUUACGCAAGAAAAGGAAGCGCGAAAAGUGACCGAAAUGCUAUCGACUCUGGUCAAUAGCCAUGCGAAUUUGAUCAAAAAGCUCGAAGAUGAAAUCGAAGAAAUGGACGGUUCGAUUGCUUCGCUGGGCGAACAACCGGAAGAGGUGCAAACACAGGAAGAAAUCGAAUUGGAAAUGUUGUACGAAUCAGCGAUGAAAAUUCUCAAUCGAACGCGCUCCGAUAAGGCGGAGGGCAUUGCAUUGCUAAAGCAGGCAGCGGACAAAGGUCAUCCGAAAGCACAAGCAAAAAUAGCAUGGGCACAACUCAUGGGCAGUCACGUUGAAAUGGAUUUUGCUGCAGCCAGAGAAACAUUCCUGAAAUUAGCUGACACUGGCUUACCGGAUGCCCAUAUGGGUUUGGGUUUCAUGUAUGCAGCAGGAAUCGGUUUUAAUGUGAGUCAGGCAAAAGCGUUGCUACACUAUACGAUAGCUGCGUUGGGCGAUAACACAUGGGCACAAAUGGCUUUAGGUUAUCGGUAUUGGUCCGGUAUAUCGUUAGCCAAUAGCUGUGAAAAAGCAUUGGAAUUCUAUCGCAAGGUUGCAACCAAAGUAGCAUCACAAAUUACAUUCUCGGGCGGAGCGGCAGUGCAUCGGGUGCGUUUGUUAGACGAGGUUGAAACAUCCGGAUUGAGUUCGGCCAUUUUCGACAAUGAUCUGCUCGAAUACUAUCAGCUGUUGGCGGGCAAGGGAGAUGUUCAAGCUCAAGUUGGCUUGGGCCAGUUGCAUUAUCAAGGCGGACGAGGUAUUGCGUUGGAUCAUCAAAAAGCAUUACAAUAUUUUACGCAGGCAGCCAAUGCUGGAAACGCGGUUGCCAUGGCGUUUUUGGGUAAAAUUUACUUGGAGGGAAGCGAGAAUAUUAAGGCUGACAAUGAAACCGCUUUGAAGUACUUCAAAAAAGCAGCCGAUCUCGGCAAUCCCGUUGGACAAAGCGGUUUGGGCAUCAUGUACUUGCAAGGCAAAGGCGUGCCAAAGGACACGGCCAAAGCAUUGAGCUACUUUACCAAAGCAGCCGAUCAGGGAUGGGUUGAUGGCCAACUUCAACUUGGAAAUAUGUACUUCAGUGGAAUUGGUGUUAAACGAGAUUUUAUGCUCGCAAACAAAUAUUUCAAUUUGGCAUCACAAUCUGGUCAUGUAUUGGCUUAUUACAAUUUGGGUCAAAUGCAUGCUGUCGGCUUGGGAAUGAUGAGAUCCUGUCCAACUGCUGUUGAACUCUUCAAAAGUGUUGCUGAACGUGGAAAAUGGAGUGAAAUAUUAAUGUUUGCUCAUCAAGACUACAAAGCCUAUCGAUUCAAUCAGGCAUUCAUGAAAUAUGCAUUGGCUUCGGAACUUGGCUAUGAAGUGGCCCAAAGCAAUGCCGCUUUCUUAUUGGAUCGCAACGAGGUGACACUUUUCAAGUCACGACAUGAGGAUUUGGUUCGAGCCUUACAAUACUGGAGUCGAUCAGCAGCUCAAGGAUAUUCAACGGCACAAGUUAAAUUGGGUGACUAUCAUUAUUACGGGUUGGGAACGGAUGUCGAUUACGAUACAGCUGCUUCGCAUUAUAGAAUGGCAUCGGAGCAACAACAUAAUGCACAGGCCAUGUUCAAUUUGGCCUACAUGCAUGAACAAGGAUUAGGAAUGAAGAAGGAUUGGCAUUUGGCAAAACGGUUCUAUGAUUUGGCUUCAGAAACAAGUGUUGAUGCUAAAGUACCUGUUGCACUGGCCAUACUCAAGCUAUCGCUCAUGUUUAAAGUUGAAUCAAUGAAAGACAGCCCGCUAAACUUUUUAUUCGAACUGGACAAAAAUAUUGCUUCGAAUUGGGAUCUAUACCUAAUCACAUUUCUAACAAUACUAUUGGGCACGAUUUUCUAUUUUCGACGACCACCACAAAACAUUGAACGUGAUAGUCCGCCUAGAAGCCUAGAAACAUCGUCAUCUCAUGCGUCACAAUCGGCGACGACACAAUCACCCGCUACAGCCACAAAUACAGAAGCAGUGAAUAGUGACCAAUAAUUUUAUGAAAACAAAGUGAAAAAUAAAAUUUUAGUAUUUAUGUAUUAUUUAAAA